AAUGCGUUGCAACCAAGUUUGUUUGGUUUGUUUUCGUCAAAAUAAUCACACUAAAUGUGCUUAAGAGAUUCUCCCGUUACAUCAUUCGAUUUCGAAAAAUUAAGAAAAAAUGCCGAAAAAACGUCCACAAGUGCACUGUGCAAGUGAAUUGGAACCACAAAAGAAACAAUUUCAACUGAAUUUUUCAAGUAACAUUUUACCAGAGUUUGUUGUUGAUAAUGUGGAAAUUAAAACCGAGCCAGUUGAAUAUGAUUACGAGCAAAUGGAAUUUCCAACAACAAAAAUAUACACUGAAAAUGAUGCAAAUAAAGCUGCAGUUGAAGCGGAGUCUGGAUUGAUAUCACAGCUUGAGAUUAUAAAAACAGAACCCGAUGUAGAUGAAGCAACCAUAAAUGCAUUUCGUGAAGAAAUGAUGCAAAUUGCAAAUGAAACGGAGAGCAAGAAUAAAAGUAUUAAAAAAUUGCCAUCGAAAAAACCGAAGACAAAAAAGAAAGAGAAAAAAUCUAGCGAGAAUCGGAACAAGUCUAAGAAAUACACUGAACCAAAGCCAUUGGAAAUUGAACGAGAUGGAGUCAAAAUGGUGAAGUGUCUGUAUUGUGAUUUUGAACAAACCACUAGGAAUAGAUCUCUCGUGAAGGAACAUAUGCGAUCACAUACCGGCUAUGCACCACAUGGAUGCAGACAUUGCAGAGAAAGAUUUUUCACGCGUGCUUUGCUUAUAUGUCAUGUAAAAACCGACCAUAAAACGAAAAAAGUUUACAAAUGUCCAUUGUGUAGAGUGAACUUUUUCAAGAAAAAGGAUUUUGAGGACCAUAAAUUGAAAUGCGUCAGACUACGCACAUUUGAAUGUCACCUGUGCAAAGAAACAGAGAACCGUGUGCACAUGCAUAAGAUAAAAUCACACAUGCAACGCUUGCAUACAGGUGAAAGAACGUUUCAAUGCAAACAUUGCAACGAAUGGUUCUUAACAAAGUGUAGUCUCCGAACUCAUAUGCAACACCAUCCCGAAAUAAUGCCAUUCAAAUGUUCACGAUGCAAAUUUCUUUUUGCUACCGAAGAGUCAAAGAUAAAACAUGAGAUUACUUGCCUUAAUAGAAAUCGCUUCGAGUGUCAUUUAUGUAAAUAUUCCUAUCCAAAAUUAUCCUUCGAAAUGCUGCAAAUGCACAUGAGAAAACAUACUGGUGAAAAACCGUAUCAAUGUACGCAUUGUUUCAAAUUUUAUCCACGUCCUGAGGCGUUAAGCCACCACAUGCAACGCCAUCGAGAAUUAUUCAACUUUGCAUGUUCACGAUGUCAUCGUCGUUGCUUGAAUUCAGCCGAGUUAGAAGAGCACGAGGGAAAAUGCCGCAAACGCCGUUACGAAUGUCAUCUAUGUCAGUUCACGAAGUUUGGCUUGAGUUUCAAUAAGUUUCGACGCCAUUUCGAUUUGAAACACGUUGGAGAACGGUAUGCAAAAUGCAUGGCCUGCCCACAGUCAUUUUCAUCAAAUAAAAUAUUGGCGCGUCAUUUCCACGACAAGCAUCCCCAUUUACUCUCAUUAGUCUGUCCAAAUUGUCAAAACUGCCGUUUUGCAACUAGAGCUCAGAGAAAUGCACAUUUUACAUUGUGUUUUGUACGUCGAAUGGAGUGCUAUAUUUGCAAAUUAACAUCGAAAAACGCAAAAACACUAAGAAGUCACAUGGUUACAAAACACACGGGAGAGGCAAAAUUCCAUUGUAAACUGUGCCCAAGAAAAUUUAAGACCAAAAUCAAUUUAAAAAUACACACCAAAUCUCAUACGAAAAUCGGAUUGGUGAAGUGCAGUUUUUGUAGCAAACAAUUUUCGGACAAUAAAUACAAAAAGAAACACGAAUUUCAAUGUAAACGAAUGUAUGAGUGCUACUUGUGUAAGACGACGUUUCCAUCGUUUGCCAUCUUGCAUGUAACUCAUAUGCGUACACAUCUGGGAUAUAAACCGUAUGCAUGUAAGCAUUGCAACAAAAGAUUUGUUAGUAUCAGGACGUAUAAUAUGCAUGUUAUAGAAAAACAUCUUCAUCAGUACAAGUUUAAAUGCAAAUGUGAUGGCAUCAUCGUUGAAAAUAAAGAUGUUAACAAACAUAGGAAAUUCUGCCUAAAACCAACUCGCCAAGCAGUCGGCAUCGUUUACUUUAAAUGUGGACUGUGUUCAAAGAAGUUACCACGAGUUCCUGAUCUUCGUAAACAUAUUCUAUCUUCCGAAUGUGCCAAUCAUCCGCCAAAAUCCAAAUUGAGACGGCCUAAGUCUAAGUCUAUGUCUAAAUAAUAUGUUAUUUACUUUAUUUUCAAUUUCUCUUUAUUCAAUAUAAAGGAAAGAUCAGUUUUAUUUGGGCUUAGUACAAUCUUAAUUUUUAGAAAUUUCGGAUCUUUUACAAAAAAAAAACUGGCAAACAAACAUACAUGACAUUUUUAAUUUCAUUUCGAAUUUAAUUUAUUAUUAAGAUGCAUUCGUCGUUCAUGUUAGUUUAGUGCAUUUU
Contarinia nasturtii (swede midge) is the source of this 2492-nucleotide messenger RNA. RefSeq names its product zinc finger protein 2-like. Gene Ontology annotation, molecular function: RNA polymerase II cis-regulatory region sequence-specific DNA binding; DNA-binding transcription factor activity, RNA polymerase II-specific. Bases 110 to 2281 code for a protein of 723 amino acids. The transcript is spliced from 7 exons. The record is from RefSeq and is a predicted model, not a curated record. Gene Ontology annotation, biological process: regulation of DNA-templated transcription. Lineage: Eukaryota; Metazoa; Arthropoda; Insecta; Diptera; Cecidomyiidae.